AUGAUUUUAAAGUUAAUCAUAUUAUUAGUUAUUAUUUUAUUUGCAAAUGCAAAAGAGAAUAGUGGUGAUGGUUUAAAACGUGAAACUAUUGCAAAUAUUAGAAAUCCACCUUCAUACUUUAAUUUUAAAAGUUUACCAAAUGAAAAUGAAAUAAUAGAAUUUAAAAUUUUAAUCAAACAAAAUAAUUUAAAUAUUUUAAAAGAAAAAUUUUGGGAUAUUUCAAAUCCAAAAAGUUUAAAUUAUGGAAAAUUUUUAAGUUCAAAAGAGAUUGAUUCAAUUAUUUCACCUUCAAAAAAAGAUGUUGAAAUUAUUUUAAAUUGGUUAUUUGAUAAUAAAAUUAAUAAAAGUGAAAUGAUUGUUUUUUCAGAUUAUAUUAAAAUUAGAAUUAAUAUUUUAAAAGCAUCAAAUUUAUUUAAAACAAAUUUUGGAAUUUAUAAAUCAGAAAUUUCAAAUAAAGAAAGAAUUAGAAUUAUUGGUGAUGCAUCAAUCCCAAUAAAUGUUUUAAAUAAAAUUGAUUUGGUUUUGGGUUUAUCAGAUUUUAUUGAAGAUAAUAAAAUGAGUGAGACUAUGAGAAAAUCAAGAGAUGAUAUUGUUGGUAUUUCAAAACAGUUGUCAAUUUCACCUCAAGUAUUGAAAGAUUAUUAUGGUAUUCCAAAUGAUACUAUUGGUACAAAUUCAAAGAAUGUUCAAUCAAUAGGUGCUUUUUCAGAUUAUUAUAGUACUGGUGCAUUGGAAACAUUUGAUCAACAAUUUUCAAUUGAAAAUGUUAGAGUUUUAAAUGCUGGAAGUCCACUUUGUUAUGAACAAGGUUGUGGACAACUUGAAUCGGAUUUAGAUGUUCAGUAUAUGACUGCCAUUGGUAAUAAUAUUACAACAAUGUUUCUUGAAUCGGGUAGUGGUGAAUGGGUAUUGGAUUGGUGUACAUCGAUUCAAGCAUUUGAUCCAAUUCCAAAUGUAGCUUCGAUUUCCUAUGGGUGGAUUGAAAUGGAACAAUGUGAAAUCACACAAGAUUGUAAUAAUCUUGGUGUGGAUUCUACGGUUUACAUUGAGAGAACUAAUGUUGAAUUUCAAAAAAUUGGGUUACGUGGUACUUCAAUAUUCGUAAGUUCAGGUGACGAUGGUUCCCCUGGAUUUUUUGAUGUGUUUGGUAAUUGUCCAGUAGAUGGUAUCAAUGGUUAUUGUCCAUUUGGUGGUUGUGAGCACACAACUACCAAUUGUGCAACUAUUACAAUUGUAAAUUCAAAUUUUACAGAAUCACCAAACUGUUUUUAUCCAGUCAACCAAAUGGGUAUUGCAUGUAGAGAAUUAAUCAUUGUUCCAGAGGUAAUUGAUGCAUUGGGUACUUUCCAACAAGUUAAUGCUCAUUGUGAUUUUCAAUAUGAGUUUGAUGUGUUUGGUUAUACACAUAUUUAUUCUUCAUGUUUAUGUGAAGAUUUAACUCCAGUAUCAGGUGAAGGUUUUAAAAUGGUUGGAUACAGUUUUGAUCCAUCAAAUGGACCUGUCUUCAACCCAGAAUUCCCUGCAAGUUCACCCUAUGUUACAUCAGUAGGUGCAACUGAAAUUUAUGAAUCACCACAACCUGAAUCAGUUUGUUCAAUUCAGUCAGGUUCAAUCAUUACAUCUGGUGGUGGUUUUUCAGUUACACAAUCUCAACCACAAUAUCAAACUAAUGCUGUAAAUAGGUAUCUCGAGCAACAACCAUCCUCAUUACCCCCAUCAUUCAGUUUUAAUUCAUCAAAUCGUGCAUAUCCUGAUAUUUCACUUGCUGGUUCUAAAUACUCAAUUGUACAAUCUAAUAAUGUUUCAUCGAAUUUAUGCCCUUGUAUAACUAUAUCAGUUGAUGGUACAUCAUGCUCAUCACCAUCAAUUGCUGCAAUGUUUUCAUUAAUAAAUGAUAAAUUAUUAAAUUCUGGAAAAUCAACAUUAGGUUUCUUAAAUCCUUUAUUAUACCAAGCUGCUGAAGAAAGUCCAAAUGUUUUUAAUGAUAUUAUAAAUGGAAAUAAUAAUUGUAAUCGUAUGUAUUGCUGUGAAUUUGGUUAUAAGGCUAUAACUGGUUUUGACCCUGCAAGUGGGUUAGGUAGUAUUGUAUAUUCAAAUAUGGAAAAUUAUAUUUUAUCACAAAAAUAA
Molecule: messenger RNA, 2127 nt
Organism: Dictyostelium discoideum AX4
Lineage: Eukaryota; Evosea; Eumycetozoa; Dictyosteliales; Dictyosteliaceae
Exons: 3
Coding region: 1-2127 (708 amino acids)
Biological process (GO): proteolysis
Molecular function (GO): serine-type endopeptidase activity; serine-type peptidase activity; metal ion binding
Source: RefSeq, a predicted model, not a curated record